AUGCUGACAGCAAUGACAGCGGCGCUGGCCUUGUGCAUUCUUUCCUUCAGCGGCCCAAUGUGGUUCAUCUUCAUGCGGCCGACAGCCUGGCUUGAGAGGAACCGCAUACGUGGCUAUGUGACACAGCCCAUGCAAGUGGACGUUGGCGAGGCCUGGGCUGCAAUGCGAUAG
This is a messenger RNA of Symbiodinium natans, 171 nucleotides long. Lineage: Eukaryota; Dinophyceae; Suessiales; Symbiodiniaceae. The record is from the annotation of a GenBank genome assembly.